Messenger RNA from Sphenostylis stenocarpa, 1659 nucleotides. The record is from the annotation of a GenBank genome assembly. NCBI's taxonomy places the organism in Eukaryota, Viridiplantae, Streptophyta, Magnoliopsida, Fabales, Fabaceae.
AUGGAAAAUGCACUGAGUUGGGUUCAAAAAAGGGGCCAAGGUAAAAAAGAUUCAUUAUAUGAAGCAUCUGAGUCAAAAAAGUUGGCUAAAAGGGGAAUUUCUCGACCAGCCAUGCUAGCAAACACUAUCCAAUCACAAAAUAUUAAUGUUUUCCCAAAGCAUUUAUUCUUUCUACUUGUUCAUGGACACUACAAGAUUCCAAAGCUUCUGGCAAGUGCAGAUGAGAUGUAUCUUCGUCGCUGUCUGGAAUCUGUGCACAAUAGUGCAUUGAAAGCUUCUCAACACAAUAAACCUGUGAGCUUAGAAACCAAAAACUUGUGGACUUCAGCAGAAAAGUUGAAUACAGUUAAAUUUAUUGGUGGAACAGAAUGUGGUGGUUCUGAUCAAUUAGUCUUAGCACAUUCUGUAGCUGAGAGUGUAGUUGAUAGUACUAUUGCUGCAGAGAAUUGGAAUUUAGGCACAGUAAUGGGGACUAAGAGUAUGAUCAAUAUAUUGAAUAGCCCUUUACUUCAGCAGUUUGGUGCUUCAGAAAGAAAUGAGAAUUUGAACAAUAUGAACUUCAGUGAUGCUAAAAAUACGAUGUGCUAUGAUUUUGUGGACUCUCCAAGUGGUUUUAGUAUCUCUUCUCACAGACUAGUAAUGGAAACACCAGUGGAGCAAAGCCAUAUGUAUGGUUCCAUUUCUGUUCAUAAAAGAACUACUACCAAGACUAACUCUGCUUGUUUUGAUUGGAUGUCUUCUGCCGUUUCUAAGCUGUCUCAAGGAAUGCUCCAGUGCACUUGGAAGCAAGGUGUUCCUCAUUUUGUUUUUUCUGUAGAUGAUCAGAAGGAGGUCUAUGUAGCCAAAUUGAGCAAGACAGACACAAUACAUGAUGAGGAUUUGGACUAUGUAUACCUAUUUCACUUGAACAAGGGCAGCCAAAAGGGCCACGAGAUUUCAGACUGUGAUUUGCAACUUGUUGGUAAGAUGAAUGUAUCAACAUGUCUCACUCUCUGCCCUGACAAUUUAAAUUUGAUGGAAACAAAGUUUAUAUUAUUUAGUAAUUGUAAAAUUUAUGACAAAGAAAUGUUCACUCCAAGCCAUUUUCACACGAAGAACAAGGCCAUGGCUAAGAAAGCAUCACAAGUGUUAAGAACUAGUCCAUCACCUAUACACAGAACACUCUCAAGGUUCAGUAGAUCAAAAACCGUAAGAGAAAGAUGUGCAUUGGAUCAACAAUCAUGUGUUCUAGAAAGGACCAAUUUAUUAGAAUCCAAUGUUCCACCAAAUUUUGAGUUGGCUGCCAUUGUGGUCAAAGACCAUCGACCCUCUCAUAGCUUAGACAAAGUAGGAGGUUGGGGUUUGAAAUUUCUAGACAAACCUGGUGUGAAUCCAACUACAUUGCCUUCUGAAAGUUGUAAUCGAAAUUCUGGGGCUUCUUCAUCUAGCACAAGCAUUAUCAUUCCAGCAGGCUUUCAUGGUGGACCUAGAACCAGACAUAAUGGUCCAUCUAGUCUCAUAGAUAGAUGGAAAUCUGGCGGGCGGUGUGACUGUGGUGGUUGGGACGAGGGAUGUCCUCUAACAGUACUUCAGAGAAGAUCCAGCAAUGAGGAGCUUCUGUCUCAUGUUGAUAUGCAAGGAGAAUGCAAGUCAAUUGAAUUAGUUACUCAGGUAUGCUAA